Molecule: messenger RNA, 3090 nt
Organism: Paramisgurnus dabryanus
Lineage: Eukaryota; Metazoa; Chordata; Actinopteri; Cypriniformes; Cobitidae
Source: RefSeq, a predicted model, not a curated record
AACUCGUACACUCCAACUAUGAAUUUUUAGGCCACGUGCUUUGCAAGUCCAACGCGAUUGGGGCGCUUGCAACCUGUCGUUUGAAACCUGGGGUGGUACAGUGUACGAGUGCGUGCUGACUUCCCGCGUGACAUUACAGGAAAGGAUUUAUUAAAUUACUUGGAUGAUGUUUGUCGCGCGCAGCAUCGCAGCAGAUCACAAAGAUCUGAUCCACGAUGUUUCCUACGACUUUCACGGACGGAGAAUGGCUACGUGUUCCAGCGACCAAAGCAUUAAGGUGUGGGACAAAGGUGAUGAUGGAGAAUGGAACUGCACAGCUAGCUGGAAAACACACAGUGGCUCGGUUUGGAGAGUGACAUGGGCUCAUCCAGAGUUUGGACAGGUGUUGGCAUCUUGCUCCUUUGACCGUACUGCAAUAGUAUGGGAGGAAAUUGUUGGCGAGUCCAAUGACAAGCAUCGAGGACAAAGCCACUGGAUAAAAAGGACCACACUUGUGGACAGUCGUACCUCUGUGACUGAUGUGAAGUUUGCACCGAAGCACAUGGGUUUGAUGUUGACUACAUGUUCUGCGGAUGGGGUGGUGCGAAUCUAUGAGGCACCCGACGUAAUGAAUCUAAGCCAGUGGUCCCUGCAGCAUGAGAUCUCUUCUAAAUUCCCUUGCUCUUGCAUCUCAUGGAAUCCUUCCAGUUCUCGGGCUCACGCACCUAUGAUUGCUGUAGGUAGUGAUGAAAGCAAUGUGACGUAUGGUGGCAAAGUUCAGAUAUAUGAAUAUAAUGAAAUGACAAGAAAAUAUGGCAAAGCUGAGACGCUGGUGACGGUUACAGAUGCAGUACAUGACGUUGCAUUUGCCCCAAAUCUGGGGCGGUCUUUUCAUGUGCUUGCCGUUGCCACCAAAGAUGUGCGCAUCUUCAAAUUGGUUCCCCUUCGAAAGGCAGAAACGUCCGCUUCGCUCACCAAAUUUGAAGUGCAGGUGCUGGCCCAGUUUGACAGUCAUAACUCUCAGGUGUGGCGUGUGAGUUGGAACAUUACUAGUACACUCCUGGCUUCCUCUGGUGAUGAUGGCUGUGUGAGACUCUGGAAAGCAAACUACAUGGACAAUUGGAAGUGCACGGGUGUUCUAAAGGGAGAUGGUAGUCCUGUGUUUGGGACAUCUAAUCAGCCUGCUGCUCUUAGCACGUUCAUGGGCUCUGCUUCUUUACAGAAUGCUUUCAAUGGGACCACUGGAAGAUAGAUCCUGUAUUUCAGAACCAAUAUGAAGAUAUUUGGUGCUCAUGUACUGCACCAUGGGAGAUUGAACUGAUCCCUGGGACCAACUGAUCGUGCUUGCUGGACAUGUAGAGCGACGGGCACUUGCUUUAACGCUGGUAUAUAGAAGAACAGUUAUAUAGUGAGAGUGCCAUUUUGUUUACUUCUGUCAUUGUGUGAUUUCAUUUUUUAUUACGAAGUUCAAAUAAAUGGUUUAAAAAUAUACUGGUGAUGCAUUUUAGCAUGCAUGCAUUUUAUUUCCGGUUUGUGGAGACCAUUGCAUAGUUUUUUAUCCCCAUUAACUAUUUAACAUUCUUUUGAAUGUUUAUUUCAUAUGUUUAAGUUUCAAAGCCUUUAUUAUUCUGAAAAUAAUAUCUGUGCUGGACCAAACUUUUGUUUUAGUUUAUAAUUUUGCAUCUAUUCAUUUCAGAAGCAAACUUCAAUGUUCUGUUUCUUCAAAAAAUUAAAAUGGUGGUUUUAGCUUUUUAUGAUAAUGAGGAAGGUGUGCUGCCUUUUGCAAUGAAAAUCAUGUUGGUAUAAUUAUGAUGUGUGCAUGAAUGAUGGAUAUAAUUAAUAAAAAAUUUAAAAAUUAGGUUUAAGCCCAACAGUGCAUGCCAAGUAUUUACAAUCCUCUCUUAUCAUGACUUGGUCAUAAUAAUCUUUUAUGAAUUGAAGAUGACAAAUCUGGUUUAAUAUGUUGAUUUGUUAAUAAUACAUAAAACUAGUUUGGGCCUUUACUGUAUAUGUUUUAACCCUUUAACUGCCUGGGUUUUAUAUUCAUAGUUUAACUGAUCCGAAAUUCUCAGCAAAUAAUACUUUCUGUCUAAGAAAAUCAUUAACAAAAACCGACAGUCAGAUGACAGCAAAGUACCGCAACAGUUGCGGUACUUUGUCGUCAUCCGCCUGUCGAUUCUUGCAGCGCCGCAUGAAGUCGAACAACACUUUUGUCUUUAACAUCCACCUAAGAAGUGCUGUUGAUUGACACUCUGACAUCUAGUGGAUUUUUUGGCAAAAAUCAAAUAUUUUGACUAAAAUGUGCUUAACCAUUAGGUUGAGAGGUGGUUAAAGGGGUCAUAUUAUGAGUUUUUUUUUAAAGAUGUAAAAUAAGUAUUUGGUGUCCCUUUAGUGGGUAUGUAAAGUUUUAGUUCAAAAUACCCCAAAGAUAAUUUAUUAUAGCAUGUUCGAAUUUCCACUUUUUAGGCACAAGCCAAAAAGUAUUGUUUUGGGUGUGUCCUUUAAAAUGCAAAAGAGCUGAUUAAAUGCAAACACUGAUCGCAAUGGUGGUGGAUUGUUGAACUUUAAUCUCAAUUGUGCUGUCAAUUAUUUUUUCUUUCUGCACUAAAUGGCAAAGCUGUGGUUGGAUAGUCCAGAUUAAGGGGUGGUAUUAUAAGAUCCUCUUCUGACAUCACAAGGGGAAACAAUUUUCUUUUACGUUACUGGGUUGUACUUUUACACAUUUUCUAGGUUGAUAGAAGCAGUCAGAUUUUCAUGUCCACUUUGUUAUAGUGCUUUUACUGCUCUGUAAACAGUGUCUAUUUCAAAUGUGGUCUAGUAAAGUACAGUGAAGUUGAAGUUUAGUAAACAGCUGGGUAUCACAGCUGUUCUCUCAGCUGCUAUCUGAUGCUACAUAUUUCACAAAAUCCUUAUGCUUCUAAUUUUUUGUUUCAAAAUUGGAGCUGUACUUACAACCAAGUACGGCUUCAUGGAUCCUCGUCAUGUUAUGUCUUCUGUAUAAAUGUAAAUGUUAAAUUUUUUUAAUGUAUGCGUUUCGCAGACGCUUUUAUUACACAGCGAUAUUUUUUAAGAUAAUUUGUGUUUAAUCGUACAGCUAUUAAAGUCUACUGU